This is a messenger RNA of Triticum urartu, 784 nucleotides long. RefSeq lists its product as uncharacterized. The record is from RefSeq and is a predicted model, not a curated record. Gene Ontology annotation, molecular function: metal ion binding. Lineage: Eukaryota; Viridiplantae; Streptophyta; Magnoliopsida; Poales; Poaceae.
UAGGAGAAGAACCUUCAGUUGAAGUAAUAUUAUAGUACUAGCUAAAGAUGUGGUCAUCACAUAUAUUAUUACAGUAGCCAGUGAAGAUGCCACAGCAUAAUGUCUCUGCCCUGCUCUGGUGCUGGCGCAAGAACAGAGAAAACAUGGUGAGCGGCUGCCAUGCAACUGAAAGUACACAAUUGUUUUUAACUGCAAGUACACAUCAUUGAGUUGUCCCCGGUAUAUACCCUCUCCUCCCUUAUGCUAGGAUGAUUAAAAUACACUAGUAAAUACAGCUAGGAAUCAACAGACGGACCGUGCACGUAUGGCCGGGUAUCUAAACGGCUCCAGUUGCAAGAGCUCUCUGCACUGCACAUGUGUGUUCGGUGUUCGUUCACUGGUGUAUAAAUACAGGGCGGCAACGGUCUAGCCAACCCACCUCAUCACUCACUCACUCAGCUCCAGAGCGAUCGGUCGCCUCUCUUGAGCUCCCGCGCCGUAGUCAUCAUCGCCAUGGCUAAGGAAGAAGAGCUCAAGAGAGUUGAUUUGAAGGUGAACGUGAGCUGCUGCGACGGCUGCAGGAGGAAGGUGAUGAAGGCCAUGAACCUCAAGGGCGUGCUGAGGACGGAGAUCCACCCGUCGCUCGACCGGGUCACCGUCGUCGGCAACGUCGACACCAAGGUGCUCGUCAAGAAGCUCGCCAAGGUCGGCAAGAUCGCCGAGGUGGUGGAGGCGGCGGUGCCCGAGCAGCAGAAGAAGCGCGAGGGCGAUGGUGGGAAGGACCGCGACGGUGGCGACUGGACGG